This is a messenger RNA of Vicia villosa (hairy vetch), 2166 nucleotides long. Its product is annotated as pentatricopeptide repeat-containing protein At1g09900-like. The transcript is spliced from 3 exons. NCBI's taxonomy places the organism in Eukaryota, Viridiplantae, Streptophyta, Magnoliopsida, Fabales, Fabaceae. The record is from RefSeq and is a predicted model, not a curated record. Gene Ontology annotation, molecular function: protein binding. The annotation marks the transcript as partial.
AAAAAAACACACGUUUUUCUGCCGAAACCAAGAAACAAUUGUUACUCGGAUAACACAGUUUUCUCUUACAAACACAAACUCCUUUACAACGUCACUACCAUUUCUCUCCGUCUUCGCACUAAUCUCUCAAUUUCGAAAUUCCAAACUUCUGGUUUGAAUGGUAAACCACAACAUUUUGAUAAAAACCCUAAUGGGAAUAAUUCCAACGGUGUUAUAGAAUCAUCCCGUAAUAAUGGUUCAAGAAAUCAAGAGGGGUUAGAGAACACUAGUCAUCUCCGUAAAUUGGUUAGAGUCGGCGAAUUAGAUAAAGGUUUAAGGUUUCUAGAGAGUGUUAGUUACAAAGGAGAUAUUCCGGAUGUCAUUGCGUGCACCAGCCUCAUUCGGCAGUUAUGUAAGGCCGGAAAAUCUAGGAAAGCUACUCGGGUUAUGAAAAUUCUAGAGGACUCUGGUGCGGUUCCUGAUCUUUUAGCCUACAAUAUUUUGAUUAGGGGUUUAUGUAAAUCAGGGGAGAUAGAGACAGCUUUGGAGUUUCUAGAACGGAUGAGUGUUUCGCCUGAUGUGGUUACUUAUAAUACGAUUUUGCGUAGUUUGUGUGAUAGGGGGAAAUUGAAGCAAGCUAUGGAAGUUUAUGAUAGGCAAGUGCAGAGGGAGUGUUAUCCGGAUGUGUUUACGUACACUAUAUUGAUAGAAGCGACUUGUAAAGGGAGUGGAGUUCGUGAAGCGAUCAAGUUAUUGGAUGAGAUGAGGGUUAAAGGGUGUAAACCAGAUGUGGUUACUUUCAAUGUUCUUAUCAAUGGUAUAUGCAAGGAAGAUAGGUUGGAUGAAGCGAUUGAGUUGUUGAAUAACAUGUCGUCUUAUGGUUGUAAACCGAAUGUGAUUACUCAUAAUAUUAUUUUGCGUAGCUUGUGUGGUACUGAAAGAUGGAGGGAUGCGGAGAGUUUAUUUGCUGACAUGCUUCGUAAGGGUUGUUCUCCGAGUGUUGUUACUUUCAAUACCUUGAUUAACUUUUUGUGUCGGAAAGGGUUGCUCGGUAGGGCUAUGGAUAUCUUGGAGAAGAUGCCAAACUAUGGUUGUACUCCGAAUUCCUUGAGUUACAAUCCAUUGCUUCAUGGGUUUUGUCUAGAAAAAAAGAUCGAUAGAGCGAUUGAGUACUUGGAACUAAUGGUGUCGAGGGGUUGUUUCCCGGAUAUUGUGACCUAUAAUACUUUGCUUACUGCUUUAUGCAAAGACGGGAAGGUGGAUGUUGCUGUUGAUCUGUUGAAUCAAUUGAGUAGCAAAGGGUGCUCUCCCGUUGCAAUCACUUAUAAUACAAUUAUUGACGGGCUUUCAAAAGUGGGGGCAACAGAGCGUGCUGUGAAACUCUUGGAUGAGAUGUGUCGGAAAGGUCUUAAACCCGAUACAAUUACAUACAAUUCGCUGAUUGGGGGAUUUAUCCGUGAGGGAAAGGUUGAAGGUGCUAUCAAAAUUUACGAUGACUUGGAAAGAUUAGGUAUUAGGGCCAAUGCCUUCACUUACAACUCAAUCAUGUUAGGACUUUGUAAGGCACGUCAAACUAGUCGUGCUAUUGAUCUUCUGGCACAUAUGGUAGCAAAAGGAUGCAAACCUACUGAAGGUACAUAUACCAUUCUUAUCGAAGGCAUUGCUUAUGAAGGAUUAGCGGAGGAGGCUUUGGGGUUAUUGAAUGAGUUGUGCGCCAGAGGAUUUAUGAAGAAAAGUUCUGCAGAACAGGGAACUGGACUGGAAUUAAAAGAAAAAAUGUAGCACAAUGAGUUAUAUCUUGAUUCUUGAACAAGGAGGCUUGUGACUUGGGUAUGAAAGCUUCCUUCAUAGUUAUUAGUUUCAUGACUAUUACCAUCAUUAGUGUUAACUUCAUGAAGUUGGAACUUCUCCGAGUUUCUCCAACCGGCUGAAACCAAGCAUACCAUCUGCUUCCCUAAAGUCAAGUGGAUAUGAAAUCGCAGAAUCAAACACACGCUUAAUAUUUUUUUGGAUAUGAAAUCAAGUAACACACUCAAUCAAUAAUACUUUCUUUCUUUGUUCUCAACACUCAACUGAAUUUUUUGAUGUUAUAUAAGGGUCUGUCCUAUGUCUCAUGCUCUUCUUCCUUGUUUACUUCAUCCUUCAUGUAUCAUGCUCUUCAAGGAAAGGCUUAUGUUAAUUGUUUUU